This is a messenger RNA of Ilex paraguariensis (yerba mate), 384 nucleotides long. The record is from the annotation of a GenBank genome assembly. NCBI's taxonomy places the organism in Eukaryota, Viridiplantae, Streptophyta, Magnoliopsida, Aquifoliales, Aquifoliaceae.
AUGGAGGUGGAUUCAAAACCAACAGAAUAUAUUGCCAUUCCGGGUGGCUUUUUAACUCCGGCCAGCAGUCUUGUGUCUCCGAUAUCAACUUUGAAUUUCGCAGAGAACAUGUCCAUGAUCCCUAGUAUUGGAUUCAUUGUCAAUUCAACGAUAACAAUCAACAACUUCGUCGAGAACUCAGGCUCGAUCGAAGGUGGUGGGAUCAUAAAAGGAGAUUUCCGGUGCCCCGAAAAAUCGAACUUUGAAGAACUUCAUGAUAGGAUGGACAAUUCUUCAGUGCAUUUUGCAGACUCUAUGGGGUUUCAAAGUUUCAGGGAAGGCUUCACCGACAUGCAGCUGGUCGAUAAUGGUGAAGGCCAUAGCUCAUCAAACCCUGAUUUGUGA